AUGAUGAUUUGCGCCGUAAAGAAAUUACCUUACAAAUUAAAAAUGUUAUCCAGAGCUAUGGCGACUCCGUCUACAACUCAAAAAAUGGAAGACUACUUUCCCGGCAAAAAAAUCAUCGUCACAGGAUCAGGCACUGGUUAGUCUUAGAAAAUAAUAUAUAAAAUAUUCCGGAAAUAAACUGAUAAAAUAUCAUUGGUCCCAUAGAUGAAGAGUUUAGUUUUAUUUUAUUUUAUAUAAUGGUGACUUAUGUAAUUUUAUCCCCUUUACUUUUUGGUCUAAAUAACAUAAGUAGGUAUGUAUAUUUUAACACAUGUUAUACUGUAACUAUGUCGUACAUUCGGGUUGGUGAAAAAACGUAAGUUAUAAUAUAACAUUAGCCAUUUAGACACUUGCAUUUAUGUUAGGCCAUUUAGCAAUUUUUAAAAUUAAAUUUGCUUAUAUUUAAAACUAUUUAAAGUCGACUUAAGCACUUCUUCCGUAGGAAUAAAGAUAAACUUAGAAAACUUUAAAAGAAGCGAUAAGUCAGCGAAAAAAGAAUACUUUGAUUAAUGCAUGUUCAAUUAAUUUAGAAUAAUACAUUAUAUUAGAGAAUUUAACGACUAUAGUUUUCAAAUCUCUUUUUAAUUUUUGGGAUUUAAAUGUAUCGACUAGUUUUUAUUUGUGUAUUUCUUUCAGGCAUGGGAGAAAUUAUUUCAGAUCGAUUACUAAGGCUGGGUGCAUUUGUGUAUCGCAUUAUUGAGAAUGAAAAUGAUAUGAAAUCAAUACCAAACACUAAACAACGCUGGGGUUGCAGUUAUUGA
Messenger RNA from Cinara cedri, 800 nucleotides. NCBI's taxonomy places the organism in Eukaryota, Metazoa, Arthropoda, Insecta, Hemiptera, Aphididae. The record is from the annotation of a GenBank genome assembly.